AUGUAUAAUAAUAUUACUGAUGAAGAAAAAAAAAAAGGAUAUUUUAUUAACACAAAUAAAUCAGAUUAUGUAAAUGAAAUCAAAUGGAACACUAAUGAAAAUAGUUGUAAAAAAAAAAGUCUUUUGAAUAAUUCGGGUUUAAAAAAAAAAAAAAGUGAUAGUACAAUUUGUAAUGAAGGUAAAAAUAAUACAACUUCCAUGUGCAAUAAUAGUAAUAACACAAAUAAAAAUGAUUGUGAUUUUUAUAAUUCUUAUGUUAAUGUAUUAUAUUUUAAAAGAUUAAAAAUAAAUAAAAAAUUGUUUGAAAAAUUAAAAGACAAAAAUAUAGUCAUAUAUUUAAAAUAUAAAGAUAGUACUUGUGCAAGCGAAAAUAUAGAAGUAAAAAAUUCAGAAAUAAAUAAUUUGUUUUUAUGUUUUUUAAUAUCAGAACCAUUUCUUAAAAAUGAGAAAAAUAUAAUAAAAAUUUACAUAAAAUAUUUUAAAGAUGAUAAGUAUAAAAUAUUGUCAUUUGGAUUUAUAGAAUUAAAUUACACCGAUUUUAGUGAAAAGUUUUAUAGAAAAAAAACAUAUAUGUUAUGUUAUGAUAAAAAUAAUAAUAAAUAUAUUUUUGGUUAUAUAAUAAUGAUUAUGGCUAAUCAAAAAAAGUGGAAAAUAUGUGAUAAUAAAAUUGUCUAUGAAUAUGUAAAAAAUUCCUAUUUUGUUUGUAAUAAAAAUAAUUAUGAUAAGCAAAUUUUUUAUAUUUGUAAAAAAAUUCAGAAAAAUAUAUUAGAAUCAUUUAAUACAAAUGGGAUUAAUGAAACAAGAUUUUUACAAAAUCAAACUUUGUUGAAACAUUUUAGUGUCACUCAAAGUUGCCCUAGCACUUUUUCUGUGAAAAAUUCCCAAAAAAAUAUAAAUGAAGAAAAUAAUAUAAAUUAUAAAAAUUAUAAAUCAUUAAUACAUUUCAAUAAUAUAAAAAAACCAAAUUACUAUAUAAAAGAAUGCAAAUUAAAAAAUAUAAUUGAUGAUGAUAAAAAUAAAAAUAAAAAUAAUAUUAAUGAAUUUGAAGAAAACUUAAAUUGUACCAAUAAAAAUACUAUUGAUUGUGAAGAAAAUAAUAUUUUAAUUAAUUCUUAUAAUUUGAAAAAAGAAAAUAACAUAUAUUCUUUAUCAAAUGUUAAUCCAGAAAAUCAUUCAAAAAUUAAUUUAGAAAACAUUGCAAAAGAAAAUUUUAAUCAGUGUGAAGAAAACAAAAUAAAUUCAAAACAAAUUAAAGAAGAUAAUAUAACAAUACAUGAAGGAAUUAAUAAUAUAAAAAUCAAUAAUGAAAACUCUUUGAAUUAUGAUAAAAAUGAGUUGAAUAAUUAUUUGGGUUAUAAACAAUCUUACAUGGAAAAAAAUGAUAAACAUAUAAAUGGAGAUAAAGUAAAUAAUCCAUUUACUAAAAAUAACUUUGAUUUCUUUUUAUGUGAAAAAUUAAAAAAUAUAUUGAAUAAUGAUUUAGAUAAUUUUGUAAAAGAGAUGCAAUUUAUUCUUAAACAUCUCAAAAAAAAGAUAAUAAAAAAAAAUGAUUAUUUUAUAAAUGAACUAAAAAAUAAGUAUAAAAAUGAAGUAGAAAUAAAGAACAAGAGUGCUAUAGAAUGUAAAAAAAAUGGUUCUGAAGAAGUGAAUAAUAAAGAAAAGUGUGAACAAAUAAAAAAACAAGAACUAAAUGAAGAAAUUGAAGAUGAUAUAAUAAAAAUUUUAGAAAAUUGCAUAAACACGACCUCUUUGUAUAUUAAAUGUGUUUUAAAAGAUGGGGUUAUAAACAGUUAUGAAAAAGAUAUUUUCAUUGUGUAUGAUGAUAUUAUAAAUAAUAUGAGAAAAGCUUUGCAUGAAUAUAUAAGAGAAAGUAAAUCUUUAACAAAUGAGGAUUUAAAUGAAAAUAAAUUGACUGCUUGUUUAAAUAAUUCAAAUACAAAUGAAAAAAUUGUUGUAAAAAAUAAAAAGGAUGAACUUUCAAAUGAUGAAACAAACGAAAUGCAAACAAAAAUAUAUGAUGAAAAUUGUCUUACACAUAGUAAAACAUGUUUUUCCUCUUAUGAACAAAAUAAUGUUUAUUCUAACAUUAAUAGUGAUGAAACUUUAUGCUCAUCAUCAUCCUUCUGUGCACAAUCUUCGAUAAAACAUUCAAGAAGCCUUAAUGAAAAUUUUAAAGUAAAUAAUUAUAUAAAUCAGAAUAUAUCAACAGCGUUAAAAUAUUAUGAAAAGAAAUGGAAAAAUAAAUUGUUAAAAAUGAGAAAUCAUCUCUAA
This is a messenger RNA of Plasmodium gallinaceum, 2271 nucleotides long. Its product is annotated as conserved Plasmodium protein, unknown function. The transcript has a single exon. The record is from RefSeq and is a predicted model, not a curated record. Bases 1 to 2271 code for a protein of 756 amino acids. Lineage: Eukaryota; Apicomplexa; Aconoidasida; Haemosporida; Plasmodiidae.